CUCCAUUACGGUCACACUUUUGACUAAAAUACCAAAUACAAACCUCCAUAAGAAAAAGAAGAAAAACCACCAUAAAUACCAAGCUCAACGCACAACUUUCUUUCCCUCUUACUCUUACCAAACCUUAAAAAAGCCAAAACCACAACGAAAACAAGUCUUCUCCCAUCUCAUAUAUUUCCAACAUCUCUUCCCCUUCCAUUCAUUCAUUUUACGGUCAUUGGCCAUGACCCAAACCAUGUCAGGCCCAAAUGACAGCUGGCUCCAAUUCUACAACCAAAAUUCCACACCUUCAAUCCCUGACUUCACCGUGAGUACUGCUAAUGUUACCACUACUACUAUCGUUGCGGCCACGAGUCCUUCACAGGACAUGUUGAAUUCGAGUUCAUCAGGCCCGACCCAUUUAAGCCCGGAAGGGCGCGUGGCGAAGCCCACCCGCCGUCGCUCCCGGGCCUCGCGGCGAACUCCGACCACUCUGCUAAACACGGACACCACAAACUUCCGGGCCAUGGUCCAACAAUUCACCGGAGGCCCGAGUGCACCAUAUGCAUCAAACCCAUCAUUGGCACCACAUGUUUUGCCAAACCUCAUGGGCUUUGGGUUCCCCUCACGCCCUGUUCCGAGCCCAACCACCCUCGUCAUGACGUCAUCACCCCCUAUAUCCUACCUUCAACAACAACACAUGUUUCAGCAGCAAAAUCAACAGUACAAUUUGUAUAGUACUGGUGGUGGUGGCACACAAGGUGGUGGAGACAGCAACAACAACAGAAUGUUUUUUCAGAGACUAAGUAACAACAACGUUAACCCUAUAAUGAGUCUUCCAACAAGCAAUGUUGUUGUUAGCAAUAAUAACAACCGUGAUGGUGAUGGUGGGGCUGUGAAUACGCAUCAUGGACGCUUCCUCCCGAACACUUCUUCUUCUUCUUGAUUGAUGAAUCUGAAUCUGAAUCUGAUGAAAGAAGAAGAUGAAGAAAUUAAGCACUUCAUUAUUCUCCAGUAGGAACACGGGUAGCAGUUUUUUUUGUUUUGUUUAUCUUUGGUCCGCAUGCUGGCUCGAAAGUGACAUAAAGCAGACAGUUAGGUGCUAACUUGGCCAGAAUUGUUGACCAACCAAUGUAAAAUAUAUUAUAUUAUAUUAUAUAGGUUUUUAAUUACUUUAAUAUUAGUAUUAUUACUUUAUUACUACUGUUAUUUACUUUUAUAUUUUUUUUUUGGUAGAAUUGGGCUCUGCUUCUAGAUAGCCCCUGGAUGGCGCUACCCAUCCCAAUGUACACUUUUUUAUUUUUUAUUUUCUUUCUUUUUUGUAUCUUUCAACUUUUCAAGUACUUGAUUAAUUUGUGGGGGUUGUUACUUUUA
Messenger RNA from Glycine soja, 1353 nucleotides. Its product is annotated as VQ motif-containing protein 22-like. The coding region runs from base 224 to 925 and encodes 233 amino acids. The transcript has a single exon. The record is from RefSeq and is a predicted model, not a curated record. Lineage: Eukaryota; Viridiplantae; Streptophyta; Magnoliopsida; Fabales; Fabaceae.